Messenger RNA from Callithrix jacchus (white-tufted-ear marmoset), 3552 nucleotides. RefSeq names its product ring finger protein 41 (gene RNF41). The record is from RefSeq and is a predicted model, not a curated record. Gene Ontology annotation, cellular component: plasma membrane signaling receptor complex. Lineage: Eukaryota; Metazoa; Chordata; Mammalia; Primates; Cebidae. Gene Ontology annotation, molecular function: ubiquitin protein ligase activity; zinc ion binding. Gene Ontology annotation, biological process: protein ubiquitination; regulation of canonical NF-kappaB signal transduction.
ACGAGCUUCCGCCGGGUUGCGUAGCAGCGGUGGGCGGGGCAAAGGAUCCGCCAGAGACGGCGACGAGUGGUCGGAGACUUCUUUCCCCUCCUUCCCCUUUCCCUUCCCUUCCCGGGAAAGGCUGGGACCCGGCAUCAGGGCAGACCUGUGGCCGCUGCGGCCUGAGCUCCAACUGGGCCAGGGUGCGGAGUGUCCAGGGCGCAGCAAUCCCCAACCUUUUUUGGAAGACAGUUUUUCCACAGAUGGUGAGCGAGAGGAUGGUUUCGGGAUGAAACUGUUCCACCUCAGAUCAUCAGGCAUCAGAUUCUCAUAGCGGAGUUCUCCUGAUUGUGACAUCACAUUGAUCCCCUGGGCGAUGGAGCUUGUUACUGGGAAGGAAGACUCAGUUGGAGAAUAGCCAACAAGAUGGGUUACUGGGAGAAUCUCUUCAGUGGCUCUGAGUGGAGGCAUCAGGGGGUUGGAGCCUUGUGAACAGGGAACCUGCCCCCAGCGCUUGGAAGCAGCAAACACUGUUGGCAGUUUUCUAUUUAUCCUUCUGGAGAGUUCCAUGCAUAUAUGGAUUCUCACUCUGUCACCCAGUCUGGAGUGCUGUGGCACAAUCUUGGCACACUGCAACCUCUACCUCCCAGGACCUGGGUUUCAGUGAUGAGACAUGGGGUAUGAUGUAACCCGUUUCCAGGGGGAUGUUGAUGAAGAUCUUAUCUGUCCUAUAUGCAGUGGAGUCUUGGAGGAGCCUGUACAGGCACCUCAUUGUGAGCAUGCUUUCUGCAACGCCUGCAUCACCCAGUGGUUUUCUCAGCAACAGACGUGUCCAGUGGACCGUAGUGUUGUGACGGUCGCCCAUCUGCGCCCAGUACCUCGGAUCAUGCGGAACAUGUUAUCAAAGCUGCAGAUUGCCUGUGACAACGCUGUGUUUGGCUGUAGUGCUGUUGUCCGUCUUGACAACCUCAUGUCUCACCUCAGUGACUGUGAGCACAACCCGAAGCGGCCUGUGACCUGUGAACAGGGCUGUGGCCUGGAGAUGCCCAAAGAUGAGCUGCCAAACCAUAACUGCAUUAAGCACCUGCGCUCAGUGGUACAGCAGCAGCAGACACGCAUCGCAGAGCUGGAGAAGACAUCAGCUGAACACAAACACCAGCUGGCAGAGCAGAAGCGAGACAUCCAGCUGCUAAAGGCAUACAUGCGUGCAAUCCGCAGUGUCAACCCCAACCUUCAGAACCUGGAGGAGACAAUUGAAUACAACGAGAUCCUAGAGUGGGUGAACUCCCUUCAGCCAGCAAGAGUGACCCGCUGGGGAGGGAUGAUCUCGACUCCUGAUGCUGUGCUCCAGGCUGUAAUCAAGCGCUCCCUGGUGGAGAGUGGCUGUCCUGCUUCUAUUGUCAACGAGCUGAUUGAAAAUGCCCACGAGCGUAGCUGGCCCCAGGGUCUGGCCACACUAGAGACUAGACAGAUGAACCGACGCUACUAUGAGAACUACGUGGCCAAGCGCAUCCCUGGCAAGCAGGCUGUUGUCGUGAUGGCCUGUGAGAACCAGCAUAUGGGUGAUGACAUGGUGCAAGAGCCAGGCCUUGUCAUGAUAUUUGCGCAUGGCGUGGAAGAAAUAUAGAACUCGACUGGCUAUCAGGAAGAGAUGGAAAUCAGAGAAUCCCAUCACUCCAGCAGCUGGGACCUGAGUCCUCCCCUCUAUCCUUAAUACUGUGGCUUAUACCUGAGCCACACAUCUCCCUGCUCUUCUGGCACUGAAGGGCUCUGGGGUACUUUGCUCAGCCUUUCAGGUGGGAAACCCAGAUUUCCUCCCCUUGCCAUAUUCCCCUAAAAUGUCUAUAAAUUAUCAGUCUGGGUGGGAAAGCCCCCACUUCCAUCCAUUUUCCUGCUUAGGGUCCCUGGUUCCAGAUAUUUUCAGAAAGCACAAAGAGAUUCAUUUUCCCUGGAGGAUCAGGGCAGAGUGAGGAAUCUCUAAUUGUCCGUCUCCUCCAAAACCAGGGAACCAGAGCAGGCAGGCCUAUUGACUCUAAGUAGCAGACAUCCUGAAGAAAUGGUAAGGGUGGAGCCAAACCUCUAGAAAUAUGUAAUGAGGCCAGUAAUUGGCCAUCACUGAUGACCCUUAGGGAAAGACUGGACCUCUGUGCCAAGCAGUAUCCUUGUUCAGCCCACCUUAAAGGUGCCGGCUCCCAUUGGGUCUACCAGUAUGCAGGCUGGGAUACUGAACAUUUCUAGAUGAGCUCUUCUUUCCUACAAGUUUUCAUAAUUAGAGAAUGCCAGGGUUUAGGGUAGGGGUUAGUCUGUUGGGGUUGACGUGUGCAGCAAGAAGCUAUGUCUAGCUUUUGCUAAAAUGUGGUCGGCACUGCCUCUUGUGGCAUGAGCCGUAAUUGUUCAUAGACCCCUCUCUAGCCCUGUGACUAGAGUUAGUUAUUUUGAUAAUUUCCUUUUGCCAUUGUUUAUAUUUCAUAAACCCUAUCUACUGCCCACUUUCUUUUUUUAAGCAUGGCCUAAUCAUGGCAAUCCCAGCCACAUUGUUGGCAAUUUAAUUUAUUUACUUCCUUUUUUUGUUUUUUAAGAAAGGAAAAAAGAAAAAAAAAAUCAAACUUAAAGCUUUUCUUUUGAUGUUCCUAUUGGGAUUCUGGAUGGGGUGGGACAGGGAUGGGGGUGUGUUUUAUAUUUUUCCUUUUCAGCACAACCUUUGGCUUUAAUAUAGGAAGAGCCAAGGAAGUCCUCGGCUGAACUUACAAUAUCUGCCCCAAACCUCUGUAUCUGCAAUUGAAAUGAGGAGCUUCCUCUAUUCCUAUGAAAGAUAUGACAGUCCAGCAUCUAUGCCUGUGCCCUCUGGAAAAAUUUCCUCCUAGCCCUUCUAGGACCUCAUCAUAAAACUCUGGGUUUAGAGUAUUCAUUUUGAAGGCAACACCCGCUUCCCUAAGUUUCCUUGGGGCUGUAUAGCUGGGUUCUAAGCUUCACCGUGCAAAUCAGAUAGAAAUUUUAUCUUUGUCUCUAAGUACAGGCUGUGCUGUGCCUCACCCACACCCCCUUGGGGACUUCAGUUCCAUUUCAGAUUACCUAGGACAUACCUUGAUUCCUAGAGUGACUGGCAGAGUAAGAGAAGGGGAGGGAUAGUAGGUGUGAUUAUUUUAAUAUGUGGGUGGGAAUGUGGUUGGAGAUAGAAAGCCUCCUCCCUACCAUGUAACGGCUUCUUCUCAGAGUUUUAUUCCAGGCUAGCUUGCUGCAGGUCUGGGUAGUUGGAUCAUGACUCCACCGGGACUGGGGUAGAGGGAUACAGCUUGAGGGGAGUAGGGUUCCAGCUCCGGGACAUUGUGCUCAGGAAUUUGAAAACGCUGCUAUACUUAUUCUGGUUACUACAUUUCUUCCAGUCCCCUUUCCCCUACCUGCCUUACCAAGGCUCAUGCUUUCCAGUCCUUACCCUCUGAUGGAGCCAGGAAGCUCAGUGAAAGGCUUCCCUACCCUUUGCACUAGUGUCUCUGCAGGUUGCUGGUUGUGUUGUAUGUACUGUUCCAUGGUGUUGACUGCACUAAUAAUAAACCUUUUACUCAACUCUCUAAA